AACCUUCUUUGAAUAAAGCCACUUAACGAAAGUGUUGCCACUUCUUAUUAUAAAGUCCCAUAAUCUCAUAGUUGCAUCUUAGUGCCCAUUGCAGCAUGGGUUCAUCUACUGAUUAUAAUAUGCUAGUGCCCAUAAUCGACCUCUCCCUACUGCAAAAAGAUCAUCAAACUAGGUCACUUGUCAUCAAUCAAAUCCGUGAAUCUUGCAGAACUGCUGGUAUCUUCGCUGUUAUAAAUCAUGGCAUACCUGAGACCAUUGCAGAAGAAGCUUUGACCGUGAACAAAAACUUCUUUAACUUGCCCCUGAAGAUCAAGGAGGAAUUCUUUUCUCCUGACAUGUAUAAACCGGUUAAAUAUGGUACAAAUCAAGGCGGAGCUCACGGCAUCUUGUGGGAAUAUUUGAAGCUGUAUUCCCAUCCUUUUGAAAAAUUGGUGGAUCUAUGGCCUAAAAGUCCACCUGAUUACAGGGAAAUAAUGGGAAACUGCACAAUGGAGAUGAGGAAAUUAUCAAUUCAGAUAUGUGGAGCUAUGAUGGAAAGCUUGGAUUUGGAGGCAACAUAUUUGAAAGCAGAAAUUGAAAAAGGCGUGCAAAUGGUUGCGAUAAAUAGCUAUUCACCAAUUUCUGGAUCAAACAUGAAGAUAAUAGGUGCAUCCCAACAUUCAGAUUUUAGCGUCAUCACUCUUCUUCUGCAGAGUUCUUUAGGUCUUCAAGUCAUGGACAAAAAUGAUAAGAAGUGGAAAUCUGUUCCUGUGAUUAAAGGGGCUUUACUAGUCCUUGUUGGAGAUCUUUGGGAGGUAUUGAGCAAUGGUGAAUACAAAGCCGUCUUGCAUCGAGCAAUCCGAACUUCUGGGAAUGAAACUAGACUUUCUAUAGCCAGUUUCCAGAGUUUGGAAAUGGAUGAGAUCCUUGAGCCUGCUAUGAAACUUGUGAACGAAGACCAUCCUGAACAAUAUAGGGGCUGCUGCUUAAGAGAUUAUCUCAAGCAUCGUGCUUCUGGAGAAUCAAAGCCCUUCGUUGAAACAGUUCUGCAUUCGCAUACUGACUCAAGUUGACUACAAAGUACCAAGGUUAUAUCAACUGGACAUUGGCAAGGGACAAUUCAAAAGAAGUUCGAUAAAUGAUGAGGGCAUUUACCCUAGUUUUGCAUGCUUUGGUGGAUUUUUGCUGCUUGCAGGUUCCUUUCGCUUUGUAUUGUUUUAGUUCGCAAAAGAAGACCAAAAAAAACAGAGGAAUUUUUCAACAAAAGGAAGUACUUGCAACACUGACCAAGGACAGAACAGUUUCAGUCGCAAAGUAGGUGACUGCAGCUUCAAUCAGCAGAACUACAGCAAUAACAGUGAAGCUAAGCAGCAAAUGUGCAACAGCCAUCUCCUUUAUACUACUAGGAUUAUCGGUGAAAUGGAAUGUAGGAUGUGGGAUCCGAGCCAUGAUCAAAAGGAGCUGAAUCAGCCUGACAACAAAGCACCACCGCUUACUUUUAUACCAGCAUUAUCGGUGCAAAGUGCCACGUAGGAAUCCAAGCUAAGAUUAGGAAAAGCAGAACGGGUCUAACAACAGAGCACCACCGCACCGCACCGCUCCAUUAAUAUAUGUAUAUUUGUAAAUCGUAGAGAUAUAAACAGAUAGAAUGGUCAUUCAGGCAUGCUGAUGAAAUGAUGAAGAAGCCAAUGCUUCUUAUGGUCUAACCAUUUUGCAUCGAAGGGCAGAAACGAAUAUCAGGGAUACUAUGGUAAAAAAUCAGCUCAUGAGUAAGUAAAUCACAGCCAUGCAAUCAUCCGCCACCAGCUUCGCAUGGCCAAAUGAUGUUGUGCAAUUCCACAAAUGGCCACCGACGGAAGGUGCCAACAGGGGAGGCUACGAAAUCUGCUGUUCUUUUUAUACUUCUUAGGAUAUAGCUCAUGAUGGGGAUAAAACCAAGAAAGACGCAGACUUACGUAUAUUCCUCGAAUUCGGAGGGUUAGGAAUAUAGGAGGUGGUGGUGGUAAACCAGAAUUGAAUUAUUAAGAUUCUUUUCUUAAAUCCCUUUUGGGAAAGUAGUCGGGUAAUUAAGGUGUCUGGUCCACUACACUAGCAAAGAAAAGUUCUAAAAUGGGGAUAUCCCUCCCUGACUUUAACAUAUAACUUGAGGAAUGUACUGGAUAGAGUUGUUAGAAAGCCUACAAUAAUAUGAUGUAUAUGAUUUUACCCCA
Coffea arabica (coffee) is the source of this 2189-nucleotide messenger RNA. The record is from RefSeq and is a predicted model, not a curated record. Lineage: Eukaryota; Viridiplantae; Streptophyta; Magnoliopsida; Gentianales; Rubiaceae.